AGUCACAGCAGCAAGCAAGUCUAGUGAACAGAUAAGAUGACAUGCUCAGCAAAAUAACAACGAAACCAGAGGUAAGCAUUUAAUAAACACAUAUGGAAUUAAUCUAAAGGUUUUUUUUUUUAAUCUUCAAGAAUUCUGCUAUCAUAAUCUUUCAUUUCUAUUCAGCGGUUUAAAAAUCAAAAUGAAAAAUUUACUAAUGCUAAAGGAGAGUUUUUAAAAACGUGAUUUGUACAUUUGAUGAACAAAUAAAUGGUCUAAUCUUCCUUUUGGUUUCCCUUUCUUCUCAAGGCAACUGGGAAGGUUAAAAAAAUAAACACUACUUAAAACAAAAAAAGAACUGGUUUGAAUUUGGCAAAUUUAGUGAUUAAAUUUAGAACACAAUUGUUGCAAAGACAUACCAUGAGAGAUGAAAUUACUAAACACAAUUAUUUGGAUCCUAGUAAUACCUUUUUUUUUCCUUCUCUCAAACUAAAGGAAAUCUAAAAUGACAUUUAUAUCAGUACUCACAAACCUGAUAAGACAAAGCUAAUUACAUAUAAGGAUCCCUAGCUGGUAAAACAUUUAUUUAGACCCUUGUUGGGCUUUGAGUGUUUCUAGGUGGGUGGCCAGCGCAUACUAAAAGUUCUAUUCUGAACUAUUGUGUUUCGACUUUUCUAUUCUUCUGUAAGUAAAGGUAAAAAGACAUUCAAGGGUCAGGAAACACCUAACUUUUUAUUAUAACCAUUGAAAAAAUUAAUGUGUCUUCUGUUUCAUUAACUGAGCAACAUCAGAAAUACAGUAUAUUUGGAGAAUUGGCUGCAUUGUCACAAAUGCACAACAGACUUACUAAGAAGGGAAGGGCUAUGAAGUUCAAGUGUUUUUACCACUUUCAGAAAUGAAUAAAAUAAUGCAGUCUAUGUAUUUUGUAUCUAGGGGGAACUCUCUGGCAUGCAAGUUCAAACACGACUCUACAACUACGGCAGAAAAAGAGAGAGAGAGAAACUAAAAAUAUAUAUAUAUCCUAUUUUUUUCACAGCUAUCAGUUUCUUUCACUGAGCUUUCCUAAAUUUAAGCCUCUAGAAAAUAAUAAAUACUUGGAUAUCUUACCUACAAACAUGGACAGAUGUGUGUAUGCGCUCAUUUUAGAGAACUUGAAUUUUUUUUUUUAAAGGAAGGUGUCAACUUUGGCUUUUGAGUGUUUGGCAUGGUUACAAUGCCUUAAAAAAACAGAUGAGCAGCUUAGCUACUAACCAUGCUGACCACUGUUCGGAACGGGAUUGAAUCACAGAAAAACAGCAAAUGGCUCUCUCUUACAGAGUGUCUGAACUUCAAAGCACAAUUCCUGAGCACAUUUUGCAGAGCACCUUUGUUCACGUUAUCUCUUCUAACUGGUCUGGAUUACAGACAGAAUCAAUACCAGAGGAAAUGAAACAGAUUGUUGAGGAACAGGGAAAUAAACUGCACUGGGCAGCUCUUCUGAUACUCAUGGUGAUAAUACCCACAAUUGGUGGAAAUACCCUUGUUAUUCUGGCUGUUUCACUGGAGAAGAAGCUGCAGUAUGCUACUAAUUACUUUCUAAUGUCCUUGGCGGUGGCUGAUUUGCUGGUUGGAUUGUUUGUGAUGCCAAUUGCCCUCUUGACAAUAAUGUUUGAGGCUAUGUGGCCCCUCCCACUUGUUCUAUGUCCUGCCUGGUUAUUUCUUGACGUUCUCUUUUCAACCGCAUCCAUCAUGCAUCUCUGUGCCAUUUCAGUGGAUCGUUACAUAGCCAUCAAAAAGCCAAUCCAGGCCAAUCAAUAUAACUCACGGGCUACAGCAUUCAUCAAGAUUACAGUGGUGUGGUUAAUUUCAAUAGGCAUUGCCAUUCCAGUCCCUAUUAAAGGGAUAGAGACUGAUGUGGACAACCCAAACAAUAUCACUUGUGUGCUGACAAAGGAACGUUUUGGCGAUUUCAUGCUCUUUGGCUCACUGGCUGCCUUCUUCACACCUCUUGCAAUUAUGAUUGUCACCUACUUUCUCACUAUCCAUGCUUUACAGAAGAAGGCUUACUUAGUCAAAAACAAGCCACCUCAACGCCUAACAUGGUUGACUGUGUCUACAGUUUUCCAAAGGGAUGAAACACCUUGCUCGUCACCGGAAAAGGUGGCAAUGCUGGAUGGUUCUCGAAAGGACAAGGCUCUGCCCAACUCAGGUGAUGAAACACUUAUGCGAAGAACAUCCACAAUUGGGAAAAAGUCAGUGCAGACCAUUUCCAACGAACAGAGAGCCUCAAAGGUCCUAGGGAUUGUGUUUUUCCUCUUUUUGCUUAUGUGGUGUCCCUUCUUUAUUACAAAUAUAACUUUAGUUUUAUGUGAUUCCUGUAACCAAACUACUCUCCAAAUGCUCCUGGAGAUAUUUGUGUGGAUAGGCUAUGUUUCCUCAGGAGUGAAUCCUUUGGUCUACACCCUCUUCAAUAAGACAUUUCGGGAUGCAUUUGGCCGAUAUAUCACCUGCAAUUACCGGGCCACAAAGUCAGUAAAAACUCUCAGAAAACGCUCCAGUAAGAUCUACUUCCGGAAUCCAAUGGCAGAGAACUCUAAGUUUUUCAAGAAACAUGGAAUUCGAAAUGGGAUUAACCCUGCCAUGUACCAGAGUCCAAUGAGGCUCCGAAGUUCAACCAUUCAGUCUUCAUCAAUCAUUCUACUAGAUACGCUUCUCCUCACUGAAAAUGAAGGUGACAAAACUGAAGAGCAAGUUAGUUAUGUAUAGCAGAACUGGCAGUUGUCAUCAAACAUAAUGAUGAGUAAGAUGAUGAAUGAGAUGUAAAUGUGCCAAGAAUAUAUUAUAUAAAGAAUUUUAUGUCAUAUAUCAAAUCAUCUCUUUAACCUAAGAUGUAAGUAUUAAGAAUAUCUAAUUUUCCUAAUUUGGACAAGAUUAUUCCAUGAGGAAAAUAAUUUUAUAUAGCUACAAAUGAAAACAAUCCAGCACUCUGGUUAAAUUUUAAGGUAUUCGAAUGAAAUAAAGUCAAAUCAAUAAAUUUCAGGCUUUAAAAAGAA
Molecule: messenger RNA, 3011 nt
Organism: Homo sapiens (human)
Lineage: Eukaryota; Metazoa; Chordata; Mammalia; Primates; Hominidae
Gene: HTR2B
Product: 5-hydroxytryptamine receptor 2B
Exons: 3
Coding region: 1279-2724 (481 amino acids)
Biological process (GO): regulation of behavior; phospholipase C-activating serotonin receptor signaling pathway; neural crest cell migration
Cellular component (GO): membrane; G protein-coupled serotonin receptor complex; plasma membrane
Molecular function (GO): serotonin binding; G protein-coupled receptor activity; GTPase activator activity
Source: RefSeq, a predicted model, not a curated record